AUGAUCAAUAAGUAUAUCAAGGAUUCUAGCUAUUCUGUGGACGAGGAAAGAAUCGGAUCUUCAGGGAAGUACAGCAGAGUUUCGGGCAAAGGGAAAUACUCCAAGUAUGCUCCUGGCCUGAACUCUUUGUCUGACGCCGAGACCCAAGGCCAGGAGUCUGACUCGAUCACGUCCCACGAGUCGAAGUCAAAUAUCCAACGGAUGGACCUGUCAACGUUCGAAAGAAUGAUGUCUGCAACAGACAUGAUGCAGAGUUGGACUAGCUCUCAUUCUUGCCCUGCCACCCCUGACCACGAAACCGUCCCAGUUCGCCCGGUACAACGUGCAAAUAGUUUGAUAGUGAUAUCGAAGACGACUCACAACUCUGGCCACGUCUCGGAGGUGGGAAAACUGCAAAUUUUCUCUCAGCGACGAGCUUCGAUGCGGAAUGUGCUGCAGGGUUAUCAGACAUCUUCGCUGAUCAGCUCCGAGUCAGAGUCGAUGAGAACCAUUGGAUCGAGCAGCAGCGAAGGAGGACCCCUUCAGCGUGCGAAGAUCGACCUCGACUUGGCUGCUGCGCAUCCUGAGCGCAAGGGAGGCUGGACGAGCGAUGAAGACAAGAUCACAAUCGAGGCACAGGCCAAGAGUAACCGAUCGCACGUCGAUGAUUCAGCCUCAGAGUCGUCCAGACAAGCUCGUGGGAUCAAAGAGAGAAAAGAGCAGGAGAGUGUGGUCAAGAGAGCAACCUUCUCAGAAAGCAACCUAUCGGAGCUCCGAAAGGCUCGUAAGGCUUCCUUGCAAGUGAUCUCGCGGGAGCGGGAGGACGUCAAGAACAACCAUCAAGACAUGAUGAGGAGGAGGAGCGAGAUGGACAUCUCGGAUCGUUCGCGGGGACUAAGUGCCGCCAAUGUUGGUGGGCAGGAGAGCAACGUAAAUCCGUCAGAAAGGUCUCCCUUCCCGGAUGAGAUUGAUAUUGUUAUGGGGACCUCACGUGUGGCGAGGAAACCCAAGGACGGCAGGCAGCAGGAACGAGGGGAGAGGAGAGAGGCGAAUGGAGAGCGGAGGUUAUCGGAAGGUGCCAAGAUGCAGGCCCAGCAAUGGUGGAGGGCAAGGGUCAAGUCGAUUGCGAAGAUGGAUGAUGACGACGAAGAUUUGUAA
Messenger RNA from Guillardia theta CCMP2712, 1137 nucleotides. RefSeq lists its product as hypothetical. The transcript is spliced from 2 exons. The record is from RefSeq and is a predicted model, not a curated record. NCBI's taxonomy places the organism in Eukaryota, Cryptophyceae, Pyrenomonadales, Geminigeraceae. The coding region runs from base 1 to 1137 and encodes 378 amino acids.